GAUCUCACUCUGAGUUUUGGAUGCUUCAGUUUUGAGUCACAUGCACAGCUGAUCGAGGAAGAGAAGAAUCAAGCAAGAACAUAACGUGUGAAAGAGAAGUUGACGGUGGACAUCUACAGGAUGAUCUUGGGAAGUGUAAACCGACCGGGGCCGCCGGUCCCUGCCUUCCUCAGGAGCCCAUCUGUCAUCCCAACCCCGCUGGCGAUGAAGCCCUUCCUACGGUUCCCCCUGGAGUCGCAUCAUCCAGCCGGUAUCGGCCUCUUCCACAACUUUAAUAUCAUGGAUCCCGUCCAGAAAGCUGUGAUGACGCACACCUUCGGGCCACCCAUGGUGAAGACAAAGCGGCCAAUCAUCUCCUGUAACAUCUGUCAAAUACGCUUCAACUCAGAGAGCCAGGCUGAGGCCCACUACAAGGGGAACCGCCAUGCUCGGAGGGUGAAGGGGAUCGAGACAUCCAAGACAACUCAUCUCCAAGAGGGCGACAAGCAGCACCCUCCCCCUACCGCUUCACCCUCCCCACGAGGCCCCUCGCCAUCUAGCCCCUCACCUGAUCCUAAUAGGCAGGAUGACAGCCAAUCCUGUCCCAACUCUAACAAGUCACCCUUGACCCCUAGCCCCCUUCCAACACCAACACUGAGCUCAGAUGCAGAGUGUCCCCUCUUGACUUCUGUCAGCACACCUUUGGCAUCCUCUCCCUCCCCCACCAUGGCCAUCAGCACCUCCUCUGCAGAUCCAGCAGCGACUGGCGUUCCCGAAACCCCGUCCCCAGCACCGAGCCCUUCUUCAGGAGAGUCAGAGGAAAAGAAAGCCAAUAAGCUUCUCUACUGUUCCCUGUGCAAAGUAGCUGUUAAUUCCCUCUCACAACUGGAAGCACAUAACAAAGGUACCAAACACAAAACCAUUCUGGAGGCUCGGAGUGGACUGGGACCCAUUAAAGUAUACCCACGUCUAAGUCCUAAACCCAGCUCAGAGCAGGGAGGGGAGCUGUCUUCUGACCCCAACACUCAGGAACGCACCUUCCACUGUGAAAUCUGCAACGUCAGAGUCAUCUCAGAGCUGCAGCUUAAACAGCACAUAUCUAGCCGGAGGCAUCGGGAUGGAGUUGCGGGGAAACCAAAUCCUCUUCUCAAUCGGCACAAGAAGCGCACAGACUUUAUGGAACUUCCAAAAACUUUGGGUGCCGGACUUUUACCAAAUCCUCUGGCUGUUGCCGCAGUGAUGGCAGCCGCAGCCUCCUCCAAUCAACUGGCACUACGUUCUCCUUGCCCAACAUCCCACCACCAUCCCCAUCACCACCUCCUACAGGGAACACCCCUCAGCCUGCUGAGGGCCGCCCCAGGUCCCAUGCGCACCACGCAUGGGCCGAUCCUCUUCACUCCUUACUGACGGUGAGAGGAUGAGGACGAUUCAGGAAGAAGCACACUGUGAAGUGGAGGCCUGCAACUAUGUGCCAUCAAGAGCCACACCAACUCCAGCUGCUGUUUCAUUAUCGCCUAAUAAAAACAGUGAACAUAUGACUCUUCAUGGUGCAUACUAUGGUUGCAGACCACUACUGUUACGUUAACAGGGAGACGCAGAGAUACAACGUCUCAGACAUUUGAAAGAGAUCGUAUGUUUCCAUCCUCCCCAGUUUUCCUUUAUCACUCAACUAUCUGCCGAUCAUCAAGUCGACUGUGCAGGUAGUUUGAAGAGGAACUUAAAAACAAGUUUCUGUUAAGCAUGGACUUCUUUGAGCAUCCUCCAAUCUGCAACUCACUCAUUAUCUUUAUCUAACAUAAUGAUCCACUGUAUCUGACUCAAACCCUACCUCUCUCGUGUUGUAAGUGUUCACCUCUGCAAGGAUUCAUUACAUAUCCAAAGCAUCAAUGUAAUAAAAAACACGAUAUUGUGGUUGCUUCUGGUGUUAGCUGGUACCAUAACAUAUAGCUGUCACAAUAAAGUGGAUUAUACCACUGUAAUGUUUUGGUUUUGUGGCCUAUAAAAAAAAAGGUACCAACAUCUUCUGUAUUAUUUCUGCAGUUACUCGUAAAAAAAAUUCUGUACUGUCUACAUUUUCACAAUCGGCCUAAAUGGCCUAUUUUUACCUCUGUCGGAUAGAAACAGGAAGUCAAAGAGGAACAGCAAAAGGGAAGAAAGGACGUCUUAAAAAUGCUCUCAUGUCAACCACAUUUACAGUUUGGCAAAUCUAGACGUGCGAAGAAGUAAUUACCACUGGUGCACUAUGCAGCUAUUAGUGUUUAUUCUAACGGUUUGUGUAAAAUACAGUUUGGUUGGAGAAAGUAAGAAUAGAAUGAAAAGAAGCACCCAUGCCGUUCUUCUUUCUUUCGUGAAGGUCAAGAUGUCACUGUCUCCAAAGAAAUAGUUCCCCUGAUGAUUCACUAGGUUCUCCCUGAAUGGCCACUGACAAUACUGUGCGUUAAGUCCCACAAAGCACAUACAAGUCUGCGGUGAAAAGUCGACAUGUAAAUGCUUCAAAUAACUUGAGGAUCUAUCAUUUUCAUCUGCACUUCACUGCGCAACACAGAAAGGUUUCAGUAUCUUCAUGAAAUGGUUCCAACACUGUGAGCACAGCGGGAAAAAGGUUGAUUCAUGACUUUAAAUGAUGUGCACAUUUCAUUUGACAGACAUCACGAUCCCAUUCGAGGUGUGAGGAGAACAGUGGGAUGUUAGACACCAGCAACAUGUUACAGAAAGAAAAGGACCACAUAUACACAGAUGAGUAGUUGUAUGCAAAAGAAACAACACAAAAUGAUAGUAAUAUAGGCUUGUAGUGAGAUGAAAAGAAACUUGUAGUGUGUCUGCUCUGCCUUGUGUACUCCAACCCGACAUGACCCCAAACUUCCUCUGUACAACUGUCAUGAUGACUUGUGAAACAUUAGGGGGGCGCUUUAGGAAACAGAAACUGUAGCAAUACUUUAAGCACUCCUGCUAACUUUUCUUGUUAACCGCAAUAAAAACAAAAUGUACAAAUGUAUAAGUUGUUAUCUAGGAGAAGUGUAUUGAAACAUUACUGUAAAUGGAGUGUAUUUAAAAAAUGUUGGGGCUUCCUAAUUGUUAACUUUAAAAAAAAUCAUAUAUAACAUCAUUAA
Messenger RNA from Pseudoliparis swirei, 3089 nucleotides. Its product is annotated as zinc finger protein 385A-like. Gene Ontology annotation, cellular component: nucleus. Lineage: Eukaryota; Metazoa; Chordata; Actinopteri; Perciformes; Liparidae. The record is from RefSeq and is a predicted model, not a curated record. Bases 121 to 1386 code for a protein of 421 amino acids. The transcript is spliced from 8 exons. Gene Ontology annotation, molecular function: nucleic acid binding; zinc ion binding.